This is a messenger RNA of Liolophura sinensis, 2422 nucleotides long. RefSeq names its product intraflagellar transport protein 81 homolog. The transcript is spliced from 15 exons. Gene Ontology annotation, biological process: cilium assembly; intraciliary transport. Gene Ontology annotation, cellular component: ciliary basal body; intraciliary transport particle B. The record is from RefSeq and is a predicted model, not a curated record. NCBI's taxonomy places the organism in Eukaryota, Metazoa, Mollusca, Polyplacophora, Chitonida, Chitonidae. Bases 116 to 2167 code for a protein of 683 amino acids. Gene Ontology annotation, molecular function: tubulin binding.
AAUUCCAAUCUUGGAGUUCAUCAGGAAAAGUGUGCGAGAAGGACUGCUUUGAAUCAAGUAUUGUGUCAGUGACAGACUUAUAUAGUCAGUGGCUUGUGAAAGAUCACUUAUCAUCAUGAGUGAACAGGUGAAAUUUAUCAUCCAGGAAUUGAACAAGGAGCCAUUCAAUAAGGGCUUCAACUUGAUCAGUUUUGAUCAGUUAGAACCCCUGGCUCUUCUCCAGGUUCUCACAGACAUUUUGGGCGUUAUUGACCCCAGGCAAAAAGUGGACAUUCGCGAGGAAUCGCCAGACCAAACCGCUGUGAGGAUGUUCACCUGUUUGAGGAUCCUCAAAUACAAACCCAGUACAGAAAACCUGAGUACAUUCAGAACUGGUCUGGUACAGGCGGAUAAGCCAGUCAUCUACCCGAUCAUGGAGUGGCUAUUACAGAAGAGGGAUGAACUGAAGAAGAGGGCAUACCUGGCUAAAUUCCUUGUUAAGGUGGAGGUGCCACCUGACAUCAUGCAGGAUGACCAAGUCAGUGAUAUAUACGCACAGUAUGAAGAGUUGAUCGCCCAGUUCAAAGAUCUUCACAAACAGCAUGAGAAUCUGAGAAGCACAGGGCUGAAUACGACAGAGAUCCGUAAGGACAUUUCCAAUAUGGAGGAGGAGAAAGACCAAUUGAUGAAAAGAAUUGAGCGCGUCAAACGCAAGGUGGAGAGUCACCCAAACUCCCAGUCCAUGAUGAACGUGGCAAAGAACUUGAGGAAGGAGAGAGACCGUGAUACUAAACUGGCUGCUCAGAGACAGGAACAGAAAAACCUGAUUCAGCACUGUGAACAGAGAAUUCAGAGGCUCCAACAACAGCUGCGGGACAUUCGACAGGCCAGCGUGGGAGCCACGCCUGAAGGACUGUUGCAGCGUCUGGAUGAAGAGACAAGAGCUAACAGUUACAUCGUUAAGGAGAAGCUCCCUAAGGAGAUAGAGAGUAAGAGGAAAACGAUUCAGGAGUUACAGAGGGUGGUGAUGGAGCCAGCGAUGGGCCAGUCUGACCUCGACCACCUGCGGGAUAAGAUUGACCAGCUUAAUGUGGAGACCAAUCAGUUGAUCGAGAAGAGAAUGCGCAGUAAUGACCCCAUAGAUGACAAACUCUCACUCUUCAGACAACAGGCUGCCAUAAUUAGCCACAAGAAGGAGGCAGCGGCUGUGUCGCUCCGUGAGGCUCGGGAAGAGUACAAUAAAGCCCUUCAGGAAGCUGACGACAAACGAGAGCUUGUCAAGGAUGUUGACGGGGGAGAAGUUCUCAAGGGGGAAGAUUUUAAGCGAUACGUGAACAAACUGCGAGGUAAGAGCACCAUCUACAAGAAGAAGAGACAGGAACUGGCAGAAGUUCGUGCUGAGACUGGAGUUUUGUCACGGACAGAGGAGAUUCUCAAACAGCAGGAGAACAGCAUAAAUCAGCAGCUCGGUGUGCUGGAGAAGAAAAAGGGUGUGGCAGGAUACAGGGAGACACAGGAGGAGCUGGAGAAAGUGUCCUCCGUCAAGAGUGAAUAUGACGACAUGAAAGGCAAGACCCUGGAGGAUAUGUCAGAAAUGGUGCGGCAGCUUAAUGCCACCAUCGCCCGCAAGAAGGGUGCCCUGGCACCCGUGAUUAAAGAGCUCCGGCCCAUGCGGCAGAGAUGUCAGGAGCUAACUGUGUUGUACGAAGACAAGAAGGCAGCGUAUGACACGUGCUCUGCUGGACUAGAGAGUAACCGCUCCAAGCUAGAACAGGAAGUGCGCACUCUCCAUGAAGAGGUAUCUGCCGAGGAAUCGCGCUACCAUUAUCUAAACUGUAUGAUGGCGAUUAUAAAGAUCCAGAAACAGAAGAUCGAUGAUGAGAUGAAGGCCUACACCUCAUCUGACCCUCAGGAGAAACGGCGAACUUUCAGGGAAAUGUACACCAAGAAAAUACAGGAGCAAGAAAAUUUGGGAAAGGGAUUGCGUGAGAAGCAGAAAACUGUGCGUGAGCAGCAUGGUCCGAAUAUGAAACAGAUGAAGAUGUGGCGAGACUUUGAGAGCCUCAUGGCUUGCAAGAGGAAGUGUUUUGACCAGGCGAGGGCUGGUGGGGGAAUGGACGGAGCCGGGUUGACGUACGGAGAGCUCCCUGCCCCUUCAAUGCAAGAAGAGGACAGACUGGUGCUGUAGUGAUUUCUGCCUAUCUUGGCACUGUCCCCAAGUUUUAGUGAUCCAAGGUUUUGGAAUUGAACUUAUGUUUGACCAUAUGUUUCUACUAGAUUCUUGCAUGACUCUAUGUGCAUGUCCUUUGGAUCUGUUCAUGAUUUCUGGAUUGUAUCUACCUUGUUGGCAGGUAGAUGGUGGCAUUUCCAACUCCACAUCGCCUGUAGACGAUGUUUCGGUUACAUUAUUGGUAUCUCUAACCUAUUCAGCUGACAUUGUCCA